Molecule: messenger RNA, 2473 nt
Organism: Ictalurus furcatus (blue catfish)
Lineage: Eukaryota; Metazoa; Chordata; Actinopteri; Siluriformes; Ictaluridae
Gene: fuom
Product: fucose mutarotase
Exons: 6
Coding region: 415-879 (154 amino acids)
Biological process (GO): fucose metabolic process
Molecular function (GO): fucose binding; racemase and epimerase activity, acting on carbohydrates and derivatives
Source: RefSeq, a predicted model, not a curated record
UUUGAAACUGUCUAUACUACUGGGGCUAUGAAAUAAACUAUAAAUACCUACAUACUGUUAAAGUCAAUAUAAGCUGUAUUAUGCUGUAUUGUGCUUUUUAGAGGUGUCCGACUCCAGUGUUCAUAGAUUUUUUUUUUCAAGUUUAACACAUGGAGCCCUUGGUAAUCAGUUAUUUGGUAGAAUUCAAAACUAUGCAAUUUAAAGGAUUCUACACUACAGUACAGUCUACGUCCCAAACCGCACACUGCUCUUCUACGCCUAGUUUUUUUUUUUUUUUUUGGACGAAGCCACUUAGACAGCAGCGCAGCGCGUGCCUUGAACGCGCGCUCGUUCUCGGACCAAUAGGAUGACAUUAUAUGAUCACGUGGCAUCUUCUUUCACUUUCCUGCAAGUCUGCUGUCACCUGCGGUGAAAAUGGUUGUGCUGAAAGGAAUACCGUCACUACUUACACCGGAAUUGUUGUAUGCCCUGGCCAAAAUGGGGCAUGGAGACGAACUGGUUCUUGCAGAUGCAAAUUUUCCUGUCUCCUCUGUUUGUAAAAGUGGUCCCAUGGAGAUACGAGCUGAUGGUCUGCGUAUUCCAGAGCUAUUGGAAGCAAUAUUGAAGCUCUUUCCUCUUGAUUCCUAUGUUGAAUGUCCGGCAGCUGUAAUGGAUCUAGUAGAAAGUGACAGGCAGCGGGGUCUUGUAGUGCCAGUGUGGCCCUGCUACUCUGAUCUUCUGAAACAAGCGGGAUCAGAUGGGAAUUUUGAUGCAAUUGAAAGGUUUGCAUUCUAUGAGCGUGCUAAGAAGGCGUUUGCUGUUGUAGCAACAGGGGAGACUGCUCUGUAUGGAAACAUCAUUAUCAAGAAAGGAGUCAUUCAUCCUGAAGAGCUAUGCUAAAGAAUGCUGGAAUAUUCUUGAGCUUUUUUUAAAAACACUUCAACAAGUUGGAAUUGGAGAACGGCCUAGGUAUGCUAAUUUACUUAUUUUGUGAUAUAUUCAUUACUCUGUAGGAAAUCUGCAGACUUUAAGGGCCUUCACACUGAGCAUGAUUAAGCGACAUGAAUGUUUGACGGGACGACGCUCUUGAAAUGAAACAAUAGAGCUGUAUGGUGCUGUUCACACUGGGCGCAAUCAUUCGCGGUGCGACAAAGCGAUACUUUUUUUAUGUCCAGUGUGUGGAUUUUUCUCUGUUGCUCCACGAAAAAACGGGCCGUCCAAUUAGAUUUGAGCUUUAGAUCACGUGCAUGGACACGCUGCUGUUGCACAAAAGGGUGAGAUAGGUGGCGCUAUAGCACAGACAGCUGUUUUGAAAACCAGUGUAAACAAAGAGGACGAGUAUUCCAGAAGAGAGAAGAGAAUGGAUAUUGCGUUCUUGCCAAGUUUCCAUCCACUUUUUGCGCAUUUCUGUUAUCAACAAAGUGAAUGUGUGUAAAAAAAAGUUUGUGAUAUUUGCUGUUUCCCACCUGUUUCCAUCCAAUUGGCCUUUUACCAAUAAAAUGGUGUGCAUCAGUUACUUAUGUAUUAAAAAGUGCCAUUUUCUCAAUGUUACAGUUGGACUUUUUGUAGCAGAAAACAAUACUCAGUAUGUCAUUUGUUAUUUGUCUUUAUAUCCUUGUUGAAACAUGUCAGUAAUAAAUAUAAUGGGAUAGUAAGAACUGAACUGUCAUGUCAUUUAUCAAAGUUUCACCAUGAUAAAAAAGUGGGCUGGUCUUGGGCAUUAAACUCGGGUUUUGUCCCACUACUGUGUUAUUGCAUUAUAUUUCAUAUUAAUAUUAUUCAUACUAAAGCAGCUUGAUGGUGCUGUUCAAAAAACCUACUUCUUAACAGUUUGUGUUGUAUUGUGGUGUGGUGCUAUGUGCCAACAUUUACGCGAUUCUUCUUCUUGGUGGUCAAAGACGAUAGGCCGAUCAGCCACCUAGUGUUCAGACGUAAAAUGCAUUCUCGGUCAGCGCCACCUAUCGUGAAUUGGCUGAAGGCAAACAAUCGUUUUGCGUUUGGUGUGAAAGCGCCGUUUGUCUACAAUUCGCUUCGCUUUAUCGUGUCGCGCUCAGUGUGAAAGGGCCUUUACAGCUUGUAAGUUGGAAUAAAUGUUAUGUCUUCGGCUUUGCUUUUGAGACAUUGCAGAAACCACUGGCAUGGUUCUAAAGGUAUCUGCUGAAUUGACAAAGACACAAAGCCUUAGUUUGCCAAACUAAGAGCCAGCGUUAUUCAGACAGUUUGCCUUUUCCUUGUGAUUUUUUGCAGAAUUUCAAACCAUCAGAAAAAACACCUACAAUUAAUGUUCCUUUUCUAUAUUUUAUAAAUAAAUUUGAAAUAAACCACAUUAGUGUGCUUAUAAUAAGUUUACAUUUAUUAAUUUGGCUGGUAUUCCUAUACAGAGCAAUGCAGAAUUGAGACAAUCCAAGCAGCCUACAGCUGAGCAGUUGAGGUUUAUGGGCCUUACGCAAGGUCCCACUGAUGGAUCUGGCAGUCCUGCCACUGAAACUCGCAA